AUGGACCUGAGGUGUGCCUGGAUGCUCUGCGUGCUCGGCCUCGUCCCCACCGCCCGAGCCUUUACCCAGGAACGCUUCAAGGAGGCGGUGCUGAAGCAGCUGGGGCUGUCCGAGGUGCCUAAACUCCAUUCGGGAGACUUGGUGGAUGUGGUUAUCCCAGAGCACGUCAAGAACAAGUACAUGUCCAUGCUGAAGCGGCAGAGGGUGAAGCGCCGAGCCCUGCCCAGCCUGGCUGGCAUCCUCAGGGGCAUCCCGGGGCACACAGGGGAAGUCCUCUACUCCGACACAACCACACGCCAGAGGCUGAUGUUCGACAUGGAAGGCAGAAUACCCAAAAACAGUGAAGUGACGAUGGCUGAACUGAAACUCUUCAAGAAGCCUGUGGACAGGGCAAAGCUGCCUGCCAGGCAGUCCCACAGGCCCGUCUCUAACGCCAGAGUCAGCGUGUACUGGGUGCAGCAGCAGCAUGACGGCACCAACAGCACCUCCCUGAUAGAUUCCAGGCUGGUUCCUAUCCGUGAGUCGGGCUGGAAGAGCUUUGAUGUGACCCAGGCCGUGCAUUACUGGCUGCGGAGCGAGGGGCGGGGGCCGAUGCUGCUGGAGGUGCGGAUCGAAGGGGAGAGGCCGGGCAGCCACGCCUCGGAAAUGGCCAGAGCCGUGCGCUUCACCUCGCAGCACCCCGGGGACAAAGCCCUGGGCAAGCCCGAGCUGGUGCUCUACACCCUCGACUUGGAUGACUACGGGAGCUCCGGGGACUGCAGGGAGGAGGCGUUGCUGGGGAAAUCCACCUGCUGCCGGCAGCAGCACUACAUCAGCCUGCGGGACGUGCCCUGGGUGCUGGAGCCGGCGGGGUUCCAGGCGUUCCGCUGCUCCGGGCCCUGCCGGCAGCCGCCGCGCCGCCCCGGCUCCGGGCCGCGCUCCUGCGCCGCGGCCGCCAGCUCGGCGCUGCCCAUCAUCUACCUCGUCAGGAGGGGCAACCACACCGAGGUUGAGGCGGCCGAGCUGCCCAACAUGAUCGUGGAGAGGUGCAGCUGUGUGGCGGACGGUGUGGCGCUGGUGUGA
This is a messenger RNA of Zonotrichia albicollis (white-throated sparrow), 1062 nucleotides long. NCBI's taxonomy places the organism in Eukaryota, Metazoa, Chordata, Aves, Passeriformes, Passerellidae. The record is from RefSeq and is a predicted model, not a curated record.